Molecule: messenger RNA, 3580 nt
Organism: Trifolium pratense (red clover)
Lineage: Eukaryota; Viridiplantae; Streptophyta; Magnoliopsida; Fabales; Fabaceae
Product: pentatricopeptide repeat-containing protein At1g79540-like
Exons: 3
Coding region: 301-2490 (729 amino acids)
Molecular function (GO): protein binding
Source: RefSeq, a predicted model, not a curated record
AUAUUUGAUCAUAAUCAUCCAUAUAACAAAAAGAAAAAACAUAACUGACAAACCUAAACUCGUCACCCGCCGUCCCUAAACUCUUGUCAGCCACCGCCACCAUAGCAGAUAAACCUUACAUUUUCUCCAUCUAACACAACUAAAUAAUACUCACAAAUUUCACUCAAAAAGACACCAUAUGUAUGAUUUCUAUCACCAACGCGGUUAUCUUUUUACUCUCCGGUGUCCAUGGAUAACUCGAUGAUUUCUCUACUCAAUUUCAGAUCGGUGUAAUCUUCAUUGAAGCUACCCAGAACCGAAAUGUUGACCUUGACCUUCUCCAAGUUCAAGAAAGCAUUCACUCCGAUCCCACCUUGUUCCUGCGGCGGCUUCCGCCGACCCCCCAACAAUUCUCCCCGAUCAUUUUCCGCUGCUUCCGACUUACUAGGUCUUCGUUUCUGCAUCUGGGUUGCACUCAAAUUCGACACUUUCACCGAUGAACCCUAUUAUUUGGUUAGUGAUUUUCUUGCCCGUAACAAUUUGCAUUCUAUUUACUGGGAAGCUCUUGAGCUUCUUAAUAAAAAAGGGAUUUUGUUAACUUCAGAUUCUGUUAGAGCUUUGGUUAGGUCUUAUUCUCAUUUGGGUCAGACCAAUAAAGCUAUAGAAACUUUCGGUAGAAUGCGCGAAUUGGGUAUUGUUCCUGAUGCUCAUAUAUAUAACACAAUUUUGAGAGAUGUGUUGAGGAAACAGUUAUUUGAGCUUGCUUUUGCAUUGUAUAAUACUAUGGUUAAAUGCAAUGUUGUUCUUAAUGAUUAUACUUAUAAUAUGUUGAUUGAUGGGUUUUGUAAAAGUGGUAAUGUUAAGGGUGCACUUGAGAUGGUUGAUGAAAUGCAAAAGGUUAAUCUUGUUCCUGAUGCUUUAUCGAAUACCUCUGUUCUUUAUGGUUUAUGCCAGGCGAAAAAUAUGGAUGAGGCACAUAAGUGGUUUAAUACGAUGAAAGAAAAUGGGUACCCGCCGGAUGUUGUUUCUUGUAAUGUUUUGCUUAAUGGGUAUUGUCAGCUGGGGAGGUUAGAUGAAGCAGUUUCUUUUGUACGGUCCAUGAAGAUAGAUGGUUUCUCGCUUAAUCAAAAUGGCUAUUGUUCUCUUAUUAAUGCAUUUUUUAGAGCCACGAGAUAUAGUGAAGCACACGCGUGGUAUACAAGGAUGUUUAAGGAGGGCAUUGUGCCUGAUGCUGUUACGUACGCCAUUAUGAUACGUGGUCUGUCGGAUGAGGGCAGGGUUGGUGAAGCUAUUAGGAUGUUAGAUGAGAUGACUCAGAUAGGUUUAACUCCUGAUGCUCAUUGCUACAAUGCAAUAAUUAAAGGUUUAUGUGAUGUAGGUCUUUUGAAUCGAGCGCAAUCUCUUCGUCUUGAGAUUUCUAAGGAAAAUGUUUGUACGCACACGAUUAUCAUAUGUGAAAUGUGUAAGAGAGGAAUGAUUGAUGAAGCACAAGAAUUAUUUCAUCGGAUCGAGAAGCUUGGAUUCGUUCCUUCAGUUGUGACCUUCAAUGCGCUUAUAAAUGGACUGUGCAAAGCCCAUAAACUUGAGGAGGCAAUCCUUUUGUGUUACAAUAUGGAGAUGAGGAGAACAUAUUGGUUAUUUUUAAGGGGUCCCGAUCUCCAGAAAAAGGUGCAGCAAAUGUGUGAAGACGGGCAAUUUUUGAAUGCUUACGAGUUUCUCACUCUUACCAAUAGUAGGGUUAAGCCUGACAUUAUUACAUACAACAUUCUAAUCAAUGCCUGUUGUAGGGCUAGUGAGAUUCAACGCGCUCGCCACCUUUUUAAGGAACUGCAAAAGAAUGGUCUCUCACCCGAUUGUGUUACUUAUGGGACACUUAUUAAAGGAGUUGAAAGCGAAGAGGAAGCCUUUAACAUUUUUAAUCGUAUGCAGGAAGAUGGCUGUGAACCUACCCUUUCAGUUUAUAGAACACUUAUGACUCGGUUGUGUAAAAAGAGCAAGGUCUCGCUGGCAUUUAAUCUUUAUUUCAAAUAUCUGAAGAGCCUCCCAAGUCGGGACAAUGAUUCAAUCCGUGCUCUAGAGGAAUAUUUAGUCGGAGAAAAAUUGGAACAAGUGAUUCGUGGUUUACUUGAACUGGACUUUAGGGCCAGAGAUUUUAAUUUAGCUCCAUACACAAUUCUACUUAUUGGAUUCUGUCACGUAGAAAAAGUAGACGAAGCAUUAAUUAUAUUCUCAGUUCUUGACGAGUUCAAUAUCAAAAUCAACGCUACAAGUUGCGUACAUUUGAUCAAAGGUCUUUGUAAGAAAAGUAGGCUAUAUGAAGCAAGAAAAAUAUUUCUCUACAGUCUUGACAAAGGUUUUAUGUUGAGGCCAAAAAUUUGUAACCACCUCCUCAAGCAUCUUGAUUCCAAAGAUUAUAAGGAUUGGGUAGUUGAUCUUAUUGGUAGGAUGACAUCUUUUGGAUACCAUAUACCCCAAUACCAAAAAAGAAAGCAAAGAACAAAUGUUCUCUGAAGGAUUAAAUUACACUGAUUCAGAUGAACGGAUUUCCUUAUGUGGCUCUUCAGGGAAUAUCCCCAGUUAGGAAACAAGAGACUCACUACACUUUGUGAUGAACCAAAGGGCUGACGUUGAAAGGGCAAAUUUUUGUGCUCGUUCCGCAUGAUUGUCAUCACAUCCUGUAGACCAUUCAUUUGAGGUGUUUUAGUGGUGUUUCGGUUUGUUGUAUGCUUCAGUAUAUUUCUUUGUUUACACCUCAGAGACUCAAGCAAAUAUCGGUAAAGAAGGUGAGGGCAUCAGUUGUGAUAUCUCAUAAUAUAAACUAUUAGCUGAAUACCAUAAAGAUGGAUAGAAAAGACAGACAUAUAUGGAGGCACAAAUAUACACACCGAUAUUAAACGCAUUCUGGGGGCAUACAGAAAUGUCUAGCAACUGCAUCCAUGUUUAGUGUCUUGAUAUCUUUUCAGUGGCCACACUUUCUACUUGGGUCAUAUGCUGCAUGGUCAUCUCCUCGACAAACCCAUAGAAGUCUCCAAUCCCUCCAUUCUGGCAUCAUAAUGACACACACUGACCCUCCCUCGAAAGUUCAGACCAUUUGAUAGAUCCUCUCAGAUUGAAUUAAAGGAAAAGAAAGGAAAAAAGAUUGAGAAACCUAGAAAGAAUCAGAAUAUAUUGCUCUGCCAAGAGAAAUGCUCCUUUAUCAAUCUCAUAUACAACAAUCUUGAUAUGUUCCCUCCCCGAACUACAAUAACUGAGACUUAAACUGGUAUAUCCAGUUACUCAGAACUCUCCUCAAGAAAAGAAACUACCGACUCUCCUUUCAACGUCAUUCUAAAAAUGAUUGACAGUUUUGCUUAGAUCAACUCAUAUUGACAAUUUUAUAAUAUAUAAUGUAUUGUAAUUCUUGUAUGUUAUUCCAAUGGAUGGAGCUGAAUUUUUUUUGCUCACACAACACACUUCAGUGGGAAGAUUUCUCUAAAUUAUACCCAAGUAAUGAAAAUCUGCAUUAGGUGGUUUUAGGCCUUUCAAGCUGGAAAAUUUUAUUGUUUUUCCUUGCUAUUGGUUGUUGUCUUCUUUCUUAACAAGAUCUUCAAAUUUAAUAUGA